Messenger RNA from Athalia rosae (coleseed sawfly), 4664 nucleotides. It is a transcript of the gene MESK2, whose product is annotated as protein NDRG3. NCBI's taxonomy places the organism in Eukaryota, Metazoa, Arthropoda, Insecta, Hymenoptera, Athaliidae. Gene Ontology annotation, cellular component: cytoplasm. Gene Ontology annotation, biological process: signal transduction. The coding region runs from base 1231 to 2376 and encodes 381 amino acids. The transcript has 8 exons. The record is from RefSeq and is a predicted model, not a curated record.
CCUCUCAUUCCCUCGAUAGUUCCUUAUGUGUCAUGCGCUGCGUAACGUAGAAUCGCAGUUUUAAUUUUCAUUUAUUUUAGACGAAUGCAACAUCGUUCGAAGUACUCGAUUACCCUGCGAACUACACUGCGUCCGCACAUUUUUUUAGACCGAUCGAAUUUUACCAUUCGGGGAGAUUACCGGAAAACCGGAUAUCGCGAUGGUCGUUUUGAUUUUCCAACGAACCCCACGUUCCCCUGCCCGCGUUAUAUGGGAAUCGAUAAAAUUGAAUCGAUCCUGAAAUCCCACUGUCAUUUUUACCGCAUUCGCGUUAUAUGUAUAUACCCCUCGCCAACGUAUGAACUUCCCUUCUGUAUUAUCUAUAGAACGGGUCACCACCGUUCGUUCGUUCGUUCGUUCGUUCUGCAGGGAAAUUUUCCACCAGCUCCUAUAUUUUGACCUAGUUAACGUCCCCGCAACCGUAAUUGGAGGCUCUCUCACGACAUAUACGCGAGUAAAAACGUACAAGUAAAGCGUACCCCCUCCUCCGUCUAUAUUCGCCGGCCCCAGGAGUCGGUUAAUGGGAUAGAGUGCAGCUUGAUUCGUUCGCGAAGUUUAUGAACAAAAUUUAAAAAAAAAAAAACAACAUUUCAUUCCAAUUAACAUAUCGCAAAUAACGUGUACGAGGUCCUUGUGAAAUUCGUUCUAACGUCGAGUUGCACCUCGGAAAACGGUAAAAUUAAAGCAAAAAAAAAAGAAAAAAGAAGUAGGGGGUUCGACCUGUUGCAGGAUCGGAAUUAACGUACCCCGAUAUCGUUCCGUCUUCGCUCGUUCGUUUCGUAGACACCGAGUAUGACUCGGUUGAAUUUCAGAAUACCGGGGGGGUUUUUUAAGCGUUAGCUCGAACACUUCGCAGCUCUCCAAUGUAUGUAUGUAUAGGUAUAACGAGACGGGUAACACGGUGCGCUUAGUUUCCGGCGUAUAAUUUCAACUGAUUACGGGUAGAGUAGUAGGCGGAGACACUUUUAAAGAGACCUUAGCUGUCGCGGGUGACGUUAAAGUCGUGUGAUAUAAAAGGAGGAAUAGUUUUCAGUCGUCCCGAGUUAACGAAGACGAGAUAAAAUACGUGUACCUAUAUAUACGUGUAUAUACGAUUAUAAGUAUUCACACCGCGGCGUUCGGUGCUCGCAAAGUAAUUAACAGAAAAUUAACAGUAAUUACAUUGAAUAAACGAACAGCGGUUGCAACACGAUGCCUUCAGACAGCAUGGACGAUAUUGAACUGAAAAACAUCCAGCUCCAGUUCCCUGAACUCCGGUAUCUGACUCGCGACGACAAACCUGUACGCGAGGAGCGGGUCGAAACGGACAAGGGUAGCUUGCUGGUAGCCAUUCACGGGAAUCAGGGAAAACCAGCGAUUUUAACUUACCACGACCUAGGCCUUAACUAUAUCUCGAGCUUCCAGGCAUUUUUCAAUUACAUCGACAUGCGUGUUCUCCUCGAAAAUUUCUGCGUCUAUCACGUGAACGCACCUGGACAGGAGGAAGGCGCACCAACGUUGCCAGAGAACUACACUUAUCCGUCCAUGGACGAGCUCGCGGAACAGUUGCAGUUCGUUUUGGGGCAUUUCGGUCUGAAAUCUGUGAUCGGUUUCGGGGUUGGCGCCGGCGCUAAUAUUCUGUCAAGAUUCGCCCUCGCCCAUCCCGAGAAAAUCAACGCGUUGUGCCUAAUAAAUUGCGUCUCGACGCAGGCCGGUUGGAUCGAAUGGGGUUAUCAAAAACUGAACGUGCGCCACCUCCGUUCCCAGGGGAUGACGCAGGGUGUUCUAGAUUACCUGAUGUGGCAUCACUUCGGAAGGGGCACCGAAGAACGUAAUCACGAUCUGGUGCAAGUUUACAAGACCUACUUCGAGCGACGAGUAAACCCAACGAAUCUGGCCCUCCUAAUCGACAGCUACGUUCGUCGCACCGACCUGAACAUCGUACGCGAGUUGGACCCGACCCGUAAGAAGGAAGGACUCACCCUAGGGGUUCCAGUUAUAAAUAUUACCGGUUCGUUGAGCCCUCACGUCGACGACACCGUUACGCUAAACGGUCGCCUCGAUCCGACCAACAGCUCCUGGAUGAAGAUUUCGGACUGCGGAAUGGUGCUCGAAGAACAACCGGGAAAAGUCAGCGAAGCCUUCCGACUGUUCCUUCAGGGCGAGGGAUACGUGGUGAAAGCCCCGCGGCAGCUCACGACGUCCUCAUCACUCGAAGUUGCUCCUCUGUCGCCCACGAAGAUCGCCGACUAUCGCUUAGCGUCACUGUACCUGGAAAUCUGCAAUCAAAAGUCUGAGUGGCUGUCGGCGACUAUCCACAUCACCGAGAAUCCCAUAUCAGAAGCGGUCGUCUGCUAAAUAAUAUUAAUAAUCCGCCGUCGUAGCGCGAGCUCCUACAAUUCCUAUCCCUACGAAGUUAUUUCAUUAGUUAUACACACGAGCAGAACAAUUAUAUAGGAACAAGAGAACGCGAAGAAGAAAAGUAAAAAAAAAAAGAAACAAACAUUGUUAAACACAAAACACAAACACGCACACGCACACGCACGCGAAAUACACAUAUUACAAAUGAAUUUUAUCAAAUCGUGAUCGGUGAAAAUGUUAGAAGAUUCGGUAAUGAGUAAGAAAUUAAAUUAAGUUCUCGAUCACGACGCCCCGUCAGAAUGGUUGUAACAACCGAGUAGCUCUAAUUAAUCACGAGCCGGGUACGAUCUCCAGGUAUAUAAAAACAAUCGGCGUCCUGUUUCUGGGUCUGGAUAUUUUUCUAAUAAAAUGUACGUAAGGGAGCGUGAACUUUGAUCGACGUCAGAUGAAACGAGACGAACGAAUCGAGGAUCUGAAAUAGGUAACGUAGAAUUUUCGACCCGACGACGGUCUCGUGCCCCCAAAAUCUUUGGCGCACACCUCUGCUUUCACGGGCUCUUGUUGGAGACUGGCAAAAAAGGGAACGAAACGAAAAGUAGAUUAAUCUUAUCGUCUAAAAAGGACGCUGAAACGAUCGUGCGAACGGAGCCGGAUAAUUUAAUAUCGUACGAGUUCGAUCCGAAAUCAACGAACGAGCGACGAUUUAGUAUAUACAUAAAAAAGAAGAAAAAAAAAAAUAAACUCGUAUAAACAUUAACGAUAGGUAUACAUAUAUAAGAAAAAUAAUAUAUAUAUAUAUCAUGUAUAUCACCGUCGCGGACGUUAAAUUCGUAGCCGAAAUAAGUGAGCACGCAGCGUGCACCGCACGGCUUUCCAUGUGCGUUAUUUAGUGAGGGGAAAUGAGAUGAGAAAUUUUUGUUCUUUCAUCCGCUAAUGAUCCGAAGAGGAUCGACGGAAACCUUUUCAAAUGUGGAUGAAACGUGGGGCAGGGGGGGGGGGGGGGAAGGGGAAUUUGCACAAUUUUGUUGAAUCCACGUUGAGAACGACGAAGAUGCAGGAGAGCAGAUCGAAGGAAAAAAAAUUGAAAUCAUUGAUUAGAUGUUAAUGUUAUCUAGUGUGUACGGUGUUUCUUAUCGCUAUACAACCUCACGUGGGGAAAUAACGUACAAUUUUAUUAUCACAUGGGAUUUGAUUAGAACCGAAGAAGAAAAAUAAUCGAUAGAUGUAAAUCUUGUUCCCACAACAAUCAUGAAUCCCUCGUUAAUUGAAUAAAUAGAAACACCGAUAGGUCGAUAUUGAUAAUUAGGUAUACGUGCAUUAGAUACGUGUAUAUCGUAGUGCAAUAAGUUAGGGACAAAUGUUGCGUUUGUUUUCUAUAGAGAGCUAUAAUAUGAGGUUUUUCAUGCCCAGAGCAUAUUACAAGACGUGCCUGCUACAUACGUACGCGUGAUUUCGAAUAUUAGCGAUCAUCAUUUGUGUUUUUUUCUUUGUUAAUUAUUGUUUAAUUUUAUUUCCUUUUCCCUUGUAGAUGAAUAAAACGGAGUGAUUCGGAACGGGACGUAUUGCCAGUAGAGGAGAGUCGAAAGAAUAAAUCGGCGAUAUACCCCCAAGUCCUUAUGUCUUUCGAUAAAAUUGACAAUAGGUGAAUUUUAUCCUGCAGGACUGCGAUCAUUUUUAGCAGAUGAAAAAAAAAUAAAAAAAACAACUCAGCCGUUCCGACUCACCCCGUAAUUAUACGGUAGAAUGAUUAUUUAUUUCACAUGCACAAUAUGGUGAUCCAAUUUUCACGAGUCCCUGUUGCUAUAUUUUUGCUAAGGUGUUGGUUAAUCUUCCAAAGAAUUAAAUACGCGGCCGAACGUGGCUGUGCGUAUGUAUAAAGAGAAAAAAAAAAAAAAGAAAGAAAAAUAAAUAUAAAUAUAUAUAUUUGUCUACGAGCACGUAAUGUGAAUGGAAUUAUAUGUGAAAUAUUAUUUUUAUCGAAUACGCUACGCACAGCUUGAUUUUAACGAUCAGAUAACUACUCGCGGUUGCAUUCAUUAUUUAUCGAAUUGAUGAUUAUUUUUCAUAAUUGUAUCGUACGUAUAUAUACGUAUACGUACGGUAAUUAGCCCGCUCUCGGAUGUCUCUCGACCACGGUUAUUCGAAAAACGGAUGUGGCCGUGAUCCCCACGAAUCUCCAAGCUGUGAUAAGCACGCUCUCGAGUGUUUUAAACGUGUCUUGAAAGUCUUUAAAAAAAAAUGAAUGCAAAAAAAUAAAAAAAUAAUUAAAUAAAAUAAAAUAAAUU